AUGGCCACUGCCUCGUCGUUCCUGGGCCAUCCGGGUGGCCGUCCCGGCGAAUACCGCACCCCUUCGCCCCCGCGACGCGCCAUCGAGCCCAUCUCGCCAUCGGUGAAUCACAACCGUCGAUUUUCAUGGAACGAGCGCAGUGCCUUCCGACCGUCACAUUUCGACCGUCCUUCCUACAAACACGGAAACGAUGGCCCUCGAGGGUCAAUGGGCAUGGCCCAGCGCCAUGCUUCUCUGGGGAACAUCCGGGCGAGCCACCCCAAACCCGGCCACGGUCACCAUCGCACGAGCUCAAGCAUCGAAACCCUUGCCAACAUUGCACUGGCAACAAGCCCAACAUUCAAUUCUCUUCCAUAUGAAAAUUCCCGCCAAGCAGUCGGCGCAGGUUCGCCGCCUCUUUUUCCUUCUUCCGCCGACGCAGAAUCAGAACGCCCGGCAAAACGUGCACGGUCUGAGAAAGCAAUGUCACCUGCCUCUUAUCGCACCGAAGCUCGCCCGGUGACUAGCCAUGUUGCCGUUCCCGAGAGCAUGAAGACUGAUGCCGAACUUCUCCUCAACUUUGCUCGCCCAAGCAACUUUUCUUCUCCCGCCCACCACCAUUCACAAACCACCCCCGCCUUCGAUCAACAAUACCAUCGCUUUCCAAGUGAUCAAAAAUGGUCUACAGCUGACGGGGUCAAUACAAAUUUUUCACUUGCUUCUAUUCCCUUGUAUUCUGGAGCUGGGCCUUCGCCAUCGCGCCUGCGGUCUCACUCGGAUGGAUCGGCUGCCAUAGCGCGGCCCGUCAUCCCUGGAUUGCGCCCGAACACCAGCUCUUCGACACUCCCUGCAGUCACAUGGGAAGUUGACCAGCCCAAGCAUACCGAUAUGGUUCAUUCGCGCGCAAUGUCUGAGCAGCACCCUAGGCCUCAAGCACGCCAACCCUCCGUCAGCGGAAAUACCAUGCAUACCGUUGUAGAAACAAGAGAACAAGAUGCUUGGCCAGACGAGCCUGCUCCAGCAAGCUGUGCAGCAUGCCACCUGGUGCGCGUGAAUGUCAAUGGCGAAGACCAAGGCGAAGAUACGUGGAUCAACUGUGACGGCUGCGAACGCUGGUUUCACAUUGUCUGUGCUGGCUUCAAGAACGAUCGUGAGGUACGCACAGUGGACAAAUUUAUAUGCCGAAACUGCCGACCAGUGCAUGGUCAGACGACAUUCGUCCGCAAAUCAUCUCGCGCCAGGACGGCUAUCGACUACGCUGGUCUGAACCAAGGUCUCGUCAAAACAUCCACCGAUUCCAAUGAACAUCACUACAUUCAGCCUAUCAAGGAUGGCAAGAUUGAAUUUUUGCCUGAAACUUUUCCACGCAUGCGAGCCGAAUUAGUGACUGCCGAAUUCUUCGAAAGGGGCGUGGGUAUGACAGAACCUAUAAUCAUUCCAGCGGCCUUCAAUCCUCGUACUUCGGUCGACACUACAGGCCAGGACAUUGAUUUCAAUACACUGGUCAGCGACGCGCAGUCGCAGGAGAUGUUUGAUGAGCUCCUCGAUCACCAAGACGGUGAGCCUGAAGUAGUCAUCGACUGUGGCCAGGAUUUGUUGGACAUGGUCAUCCCCCAAGGCCUCACAGUUCCGGCUGUUUCUCAGCUUUACGGUCCCGAAGAAAGGGUGGAGGUCAUCGACGUCAAAUCCCAGCAAGGAGAGGAUAAAAGAUGGAACAUGCAAAAAUGGGCAGAUUACUAUGAAAGCACGGGGUCAAAGGUCGUGCGGAAUGUGAUCAGUCUUGAAGUGUCACAGAGCCAGUUGGGGAAAUUGAUACGUCGGCCUAAGAUUGUGCGAGACCUCGACUUGCAAGAUGCCGUUUGGCCUGAGGAGCUGAAGGCUGUUGGUGACUACCCCAAGGUCCAGUUCUACUGCCUAAUGUCAGUGGCAGACUGUUAUACCGAUUUCCACAUCGACUUUGGAGGAUCGUCGGUCUACUACACAAUUCUCAAAGGAAAGAAGACGUUCUUCUUCAUCCCUCCAAAAGAGAAAAACUUGAAAAAGUACGAAGAAUGGUGCAACUCACCUGCUCAGGAUUCGACUUUUCUAGGAGAUCAGACUAAGGAGUGUUAUCGGGUUGAUUUGGAAGAAGGCGACACGAUGCUCAUUCCUGCUGGCUGGAUCCACGCUGUUUGGACACCAGAAAACAGUUUGGUUAUCGGCGGUAAUUUCCUCACUCGCAUGAACUACGGAAUGCAGAUCAAAGUUGCCAAGAUUGAAAAGGACACCAAAGUUCCACGCAAAUUUCGAUAUCCUUUCUUCCAGAAGAUCCAGUGGUAUACUGCUUUGAAAUAUCUGGAUGAUGAUCCUGUUUCAGAUGUGAUAGUCGAUGCUUUCGCUCGCGACGAGCAGUACCGGUUUUACCGACAAUUCCCAAUAUAUUACGAGUUUGGAGAUCGUGAAAACGGUGCUGCUCCGGGAACUGCAUAUUACAAUGCACGCUUCUACUCUCAGGCGGAGCUGGAAGGACUACCUGAACUAUUAAAGUAUCUCCUGCGUACGGCCCUCAUUGCAGGUGGCUACUCGGUGGAUGGCGUUACGGCGGAAGCCAGAAAUGCCGUGAAACGUUCUAUCCCUAAGAUGCAGGGUGAUCCAUUGGAGGUCGUCAAGAAGUUUGCUGUUUGGAUAGCUUGGAAACGCGGAAACGAAUACGCACCCAAAUGGACACGCCCCGGCGCCAUAUCGGCCAAUUUCAAGAUUGAGCAAACCGAGAAACGACCUGCCGGGCGGCCAAGCCGUCGAUCCGAGCGACAUGCAGACUCCCAAAAGAUGUAUACUGAAAGGCAGAGUCUUCGGCUCGUUACCGAUGAGCCUUUGGAUGUACAGAACGCUGUUGUCGAGUCAACACCGCAGCCCCCUGAAAAUACCAUACCCGUUCCCCAGCAUGCACAGGUCGCUGCCCCAGUUUUCAAAGAGGAGGCAUUAAAGCCACGGAACGCAAACAAAAGCUCGGGUUUGGGCCCCAAAAGGGUGGCUUGCGAUGCGUGCCGCAAGAGACGCAUACGAUGCCGUCACAAAGACGAACAAAGUGACAGCAUACUUAUUCCUUCACCAGAAAACCCCCCAGCUGGCACCAUUUAUGAUGGUGUCAACCCGCAUCAACAGUCAAUCCUAGCCCAUGACGCAGCAUCUGUACUGAAUGCACUGGCCUCUGGGACACCCAAGCCGACCCUUCACGAAAGUGGGAACGGCAUGGCAUUCGACCAGCUUGAUGCAUAUUCCCGAGAUAAUAUUCACGCGGGUAUGAUAGGAAUGCCACCUGCUGCUUAUUCGCGACCUCUGGAUACUAGUCCGAACGGCAUGGGUAGUGCAAAGAAGGGUAGAAGUAAAGCUUGCGAUGAGUGUCGUAAAAGCAAGCGUCGAUGUAUUCAUGAUGAGUACGGAAGGAUUGAUCCAGUCAAGGCCCAGGAACGGGCAAAACCGCGGGCAGCACCUUCUAGCAAACGGCCGAGACCGAAUGACGAUGGCUUGACACUGGUUACCAGCAAACGUCCAAAGCCAGAAGCUGGAUUUGCAGAGUCCGACAUUUAUUCCGGUUCAGAGGAGAAUCAACUCCUACCAGCCGCGUAUGUGCUUCCGAAUGGUCAUGGAUUUUACCAGCAUGGCCAAGAGGAUUUGUCUACGGUGCAUUCCCCGCCUGAAGAAACUCUCAAACAUUACCACCAACAAAAGGAUUUCUUACUUGAGCCAGUUUCUUACGCAUCGCCUCCAGCGGUGAAAAUUGAUGGAGAUGCCGAGGCAGUUGUUUCUGUACAGACACAGUCUAGUCAACCGACAAAUCUACUAGUGUCGCCGCCAACUUCACUUGUCGGAGAAGCAGAAGUCUCAAUGGGGCAUGUCAAUGAAGAGCAUCAUAGUUCUCUUGAAGGCGACAAUGAGGUGCUAUACACACCGACGUCGAGCUCCCGUCACUCUUCCCGCCAACCGCGCCAAGUCGAAAGGUAUGUGCCGGAUCAACGUGCAAAAACGCCACGACUAGGACCUCGACAGGCGUCGAGUGGGCCUACCAAGAUGGCGGUUAAGGCAACUAGUGCGCCGUCAUCGGUUGCACGAAAGACAUUCUCUCGACCGACUUCGUCCCACAAGAAGAGCGCCUCUCCUGCGUUGGAGAAGAAGCUGGUCUCUCCAUCUCAUGUGAAACGGGAACGCACCUUUAGUAACGAAGACGCUGAUCCUGAAAGUCUACGAUUGAUCAGGGAGUUACAAGAGCAGGACUUUGGUCUUCGACGCCGGCCGGGCCGGGUGGGCUAA
Messenger RNA from Talaromyces rugulosus, 4269 nucleotides. RefSeq lists its product as uncharacterized. The transcript is spliced from 2 exons. Bases 1 to 4269 code for a protein of 1422 amino acids. Gene Ontology annotation, biological process: protein demethylation; regulation of transcription by RNA polymerase II. Gene Ontology annotation, molecular function: zinc ion binding; transcription coregulator activity; DNA-binding transcription factor activity, RNA polymerase II-specific. The record is from RefSeq and is a predicted model, not a curated record. Lineage: Eukaryota; Fungi; Ascomycota; Eurotiomycetes; Eurotiales; Trichocomaceae.